This is a messenger RNA of Leptosia nina, 1029 nucleotides long. The record is from the annotation of a GenBank genome assembly. NCBI's taxonomy places the organism in Eukaryota, Metazoa, Arthropoda, Insecta, Lepidoptera, Pieridae.
AUGGAGGGCAGCGGAAAGCAGUCACGUUUGCUCGGUCGGUUGCUCGGCAAACUGCGGGGCGAGCAUCGUCUCACACUAGACAAGAACUUCUCAUUCUGUUCUACUGGCAUGAGUGAGACAGUAUGCUGUGGCAGCGGAACAGAAGAGGAAGACACUGAGAAAAGUAACAGCAGCGCACACACCUCUACCUCCAAUUCUGCCUUUGAUGAUGCGCAGUUUGCUGCCAACCUCGACUUGAGAUAUGGCGGACAGUACUUGACACCAGAACAACUUCCAGAGUUCUGCAAUCAGCUCCAGCAUCUUGUCGGGGUCAUAAGAAACAUACAGUCAUACGCUAAAGUCACAGGAGAAUAUCCCAAAGAAUUGGAGCGACGUUUGGCCAGAGAAGCAGCUGAAGUAGCUGCGUUAGCGGGUGAAGCAAAGAGCGCUUGCGAUGCUGCUGCGCGGGCGACUGUGCAACGUCAAGCUCUGCGCGUCGAGCGUGGACUUCUUGCUGCGCAGCUUGCCAAAAUGAGAGAUAUCGAGGUGCGUGAACUGGAAAGUACGGUUCGUUUAUCCGAUCGCAAAUUGUUUAAAAGCUACGAGGCUGUUAAGGACACAUUCGAUCUUAGCGCCUUUGAACCGCUUUUGGAAGAAAUUCGGAAUAAACAAGCCGCACUGGAAGGAUUGGAGCGGCUCAUCGAAAACAGACGUAACUCCAUAUCUAGAAAGCCGACACACGCUUUGCCUCUCCCGCCACACAACAAUGAAGAUGGUACUAUUUCUUCAAAUCGCAAGAGACACGAUACGAGGCGUUCGAACAAGCGGAGGCGCAAGGAGACGGUGAGAGAGCCCCGGUCUGCGCCCCUCUCUGGCGAACCAAGUACUCAUGAGCCUCAGCAGGUGACGCUGUACAUCCAGGGAUCAGGAAUUUCAGGGUCAAGUGGGUCGAGAGUCCGCGCAAGCAGCGCAGCUGGAGUCACUCUCGGAUCUCUUGAACUUCCACCGAGAGGAAGUGUUAGGGAUAUUCUAUUCUUUACCGCUAAUUGA